GCUGUUAGGAAUUGUGGGAGUUGGAGUCCAAAACACCUGAAGGGAGGGCCCAAGCAGGCCCCGGCCAGCGCUAGGCCUCGCUGGGCCCAAGAUGGCGCCGCUGCCAGCCCUCCUCCUCCCGCAGGCCUUGCGGGCCCCUCGGACCUUCUUUCUCCCCUCACGGCGCCUCGGCACCGGAGAAGGCCCCACAAACACCUUUGACGUUGCUGUCGUUGGGGCCGGCAUCGUGGGCCUGGCCUCGGCCCGGGAGCUGUGCUUGCGACAUCCAUCUCUCACCUUCGCGGUGCUGGAAAAGGAGAAGGAGUUAGCCGUCCAUCAGAGUGGACACAACAGUGGUGUUAUUCACAGUGGAAUCUACUACACACCCGGAUCACUGAAAGCCAAGCUGUGUGUGGAGGGAUCACUCCUGUGCUAUGAAUACUGUGACAAGAAGGGGAUCCCAUAUAAACAGUGCGGCAAGCUGAUAGUAGCGGUGGAGCAGGAAGAAAUCCCCAGGCUCAAGGCUCUGUACGAGAGAGGGCUGCAGAACAAAGUCCGGGGGCUGAAGCUGAUAAACACCAAAGAGAUACAAGCAAAGGAACCCUAUUGCCGGGGUUUAAUGGCACUGGACUCCCCCUACACGGGCAUUGUCAAUUACAGACAGGUGGCCUUGGCUUAUGCAGAAGACUUCCAGGCUGCAGGAGGGACCGUCUUGACUGAUUUUGAAGUGAAAGACAUUCAGAUGAACAAGGAAAGUCCCAUUGGAAGUGAAGAAGGGAUGAAAUAUCCAGUUGCUGUUAGAAACUCAAAGGGAGAGGAAAUCCACUGCCGGCAUCUCAUCUCUUGCGCAGGACUUUACUCAGAUCGCCUUUCUCAGAUCAGCGGCUGCAGCCCUGAGCCCCGCAUCGUGCCUUUCCGGGGCGAUUAUUUGGUGCUGAAACCAGAGAAGUGCUACCUGGUUAGAGGAAACAUUUAUCCGGUACCUGACCCUCGAUUUCCCUUCCUGGGCUUUCAUUUCACUCCAAGGAUGGAUGGCAGCGUCUGGCUUGGGCCCAAUGCCGUUCUCGCCUUCAAACGAGAGGGAUACAAAUUCUAUGACUUCAGUGUCCCAGAUUUUAUAGAUGCGACUGCAUACAGUGGUUUAUGGAAGCUGGUGCUCAGGAACUUCUCAUAUGGGAUGGGAGAAAUGUACAGAGCCUGCUUCCUCAGUGCACAAGUGAAGCAGCUACAGAGAUUCAUACCUGAAGUCACCGUCAAUGAUAUCCUCAGAGGUCCAGCUGGUGUCAGAGCUCAGGCCUUGGACAGAGACGGGAACUUAGUAGACGAUUUUGUAUUUGAUGGAGGCUCUGGAGACAUCGGUGCCCGGAUUCUCCAUGUCAGAAACGCCCCUUCUCCGGCUGCUACUUCCUCCCUUGCCAUUGCUAAAAUGAUUGCCGAUGAGGUGGAGCACAGAUUUCAUUUAUGACAGGAACACAAGAGGCUUGGACCUGUUUGCCCUUCUCCGAUCAAGAUGCCAUUGCCAAAGCAUGGCCAAGGAAACAGCAAACAUUGCUUAGUCACGGGAGGGAUAGUCAGAAGUGGAAGUCAUUCAGUAGUUUCUGUGUCAGAAGCCUCUAAUGCAGGCAUGAGCAAACAUUGGCCCUCUCUCCAGGUGAUUUGGACUUCAACUCCCACAAUUCCUAACAGCUUACCAGCUGUUAGGAAUUGUGGGAGAUUAAAUCCAAAGCACCUGGAGGGCCCAAGUUUGCCUAUGACUGUCCUAAAAGCACUAGAUCCAUGGAAAAGCAUACCUCUUUGUCAAGAUGGACCCUACCUUUCUGCUUUAGCAAAACAGUGCUGAAAGGAACAUAGGAAGUUUGUGUCUUGGAAGAAUGGGAGUGGAGCAAGAGUACACCCCAAAUAUUGGAAGCAAAGCUUGGUUUUCCAUGGUAGAUAAAAUGGAUGAUUGUGCUUUCCGUUUUGCUGAUGAUCAGUUACUCACGAUCAAGCUGCUCUCAAGACUGCAGGCCAAUGAAUCACAGUGUCAUUUUCCGAUUGGAUCGCCCUGCAAAGAUUAUAGUUAUGGCUAGCUAAUUUCAGGCUGUUUCUGUCAAACUUAAUGGAUUAAGUGGAAAUGGGGUUUGAUCAGGAAGUGCAUCAUUAGAAAGUGAAUUUGUAAAACCUUUUUAUAUGUCAGACUUGGCAAUAGUGAAAUUUAAACAUGUUGCAGAAAUGCUCAUGUGAUGGAUAACGGGAUGUAUAAAGACUGCUUUUCAAUGUUCCACUUA
Messenger RNA from Anolis carolinensis (green anole), 2246 nucleotides. RefSeq names its product L-2-hydroxyglutarate dehydrogenase (gene l2hgdh). The record is from RefSeq and is a predicted model, not a curated record. The transcript is spliced from 10 exons. Gene Ontology annotation, molecular function: (S)-2-hydroxyglutarate dehydrogenase activity. NCBI's taxonomy places the organism in Eukaryota, Metazoa, Chordata, Lepidosauria, Squamata, Anolidae. Bases 92 to 1444 code for a protein of 450 amino acids.